Molecule: messenger RNA, 2661 nt
Organism: Meleagris gallopavo (turkey)
Lineage: Eukaryota; Metazoa; Chordata; Aves; Galliformes; Phasianidae
Gene: STMND1
Product: stathmin domain containing 1
Source: RefSeq, a predicted model, not a curated record
AACAGCCAUACACAGAGAGGUGUUAGCUACAUCCUGCAAACCAUAACUAAGGUUAUCUUAGUGCAGUGCUUUGCACAACAGAAUAAGGCAUGCUGAGGCAGAGAUUACUUCAGGCUCACUGCCACGUAAAAGAGUUUGUGGCUUUCCAGCCACCCCAGCUGACUGGUUUGGACAGCAGACAAGAGAAACACAGAGGGCUGCCUGCAACCAUGCCUCCAGAAUGAUCUCCCAGGCUGGAGUCGUUCUCUCAGUGCUGGGGUUUGUUUGAUUCUGAAAUCUCAUCAACCUUACCACUUGAAGGGCUCAUUUGUCAUGUAAACAUCUCAGUUUCACAUACAUGGAAAAACAAAUGGCAAGUUUUACAGUUGGUUUUCCAGUAUGAACCAGAGUAAGGUCACAAGCUGACAUUGAUUUGUUACCAGGAUCUCAGGACACAACAAAAAUACUGUCUCACUGGAGUAUUUUGAACACUUUGAUUUUAUGCAAAAUGCCUGCUUCUUUCAUUAUUUGUAGAAAUAAUUAUUUCUUUCAACUUCAGUACUUGUUGAUCUCAGCUAAAGUAACCCGAGACAUGAUCAGUUAUGAUCUUCAACUGGCAGCACUCUGUUCAUAUUUCUCUGACAGCUUUUACAAAACCUUCUUGGAAGCAUAAACUGUGGUGUUGGGUUCUUCCCCCCUCCAUCUCCUACAAACAUCUAUCUCAAAGGAUGUGAGCAGAUGCAAACAGUAAUCAAGAAAUUAUACAAUGAUUUCAGAGGACGUUUAAAACAUUUUCCUUAACCACAGCCAGCCUGUUUCCUGACUACAUCUCCUCUCAUUUAAAAAUUUGCCAAGCUGUUUGGAAUGCUAAAAUUGGGAGUUAUUUUUUUUCCCAAUUUCUAACAGAGAUGAGGAAUACUUAAGAAAUCUGACCAGAGACUGAUAAUGUAUGUUUUACUUUAUCUGAUAGUAUGUUAUUCCUAAAGAAAAAAAAAGAAGAUAAGAAGCUAGAGACAAUCAAGUGUUUGCAGUUCAGUUCCCUCAGGAGGUUCACUGACUCUCUCAAUGACCAACAGAUCAACAUCUCCAGCUAGCUGAGAAGCAGCACAUUCCCUCUCAGCUUCAGAUGAGGGAGCCUGGUCAAAGACAAUGAUGCCUGCACGCCAGGACACAACAUGAAAGCCUCCUGUGGUCCUAUUUAUUGUAGCAACAGGCCCGGGCAACAGUUUGAUGCCAUGGUGAUCAUGAAUAACCAAACUCCCAGUGAUGAGAUAAGGGCAUUUCUACUGCUUGGACUUGCAACAGGGAGAAGCAGAUGGUCCCCAUUUCAUCAUGGGCUGUAACACAUCUAACAGGGUUGCUGCAGCACAGCUGUCUUCUGAGGAGCUACAGAACAACCAUGAAGCCAGAAGCCAGACUAUAAGUGACAGUGCUGACAGAACGUGGGCUGCCACCUCACAGGAGGGCGCAGCUUGGACAGGGGACACUUCAGAGAAUGGAAGCAAACUUGAAGUUGAAGCCAGCGAGGGAGGCUUUCCUGAGAAAUCAACAGAAAGAUUUACACCUUCUGAAAAAAGAAGCAACGCACAAAGCACAGAUGCAUUGCUCACCAGUGGAUUCAUUGGCAAAUCACAGCCCUUACAAGAAACAGAGAGACAAAAAUCAUCAGACAUUCUUGAGGAGCUGAGGAUGCAGGGAAUAAUCAGGAGCCAAAGUACUACUGCCAGGACUGGAGAAGCACAUGAACACAAGGUUAGGGAAAAGGAGCUAAACAGGAGACCACAACACAGUGCAUUUUAUCCAGCAACAGCCCGCCAAACUACAGGUAAACAGACUGAAAAGGACUGCCCAAGUUUUCAAAGUCAAGAAAGCACAGAUGCCCCUCAGUCAUCACCUUUACAUGGGGAGAUAAGUGUACCGCUGCAGGAAAUAACUGCAGAAGAAACCACAAGUUAUUACACUGAGGACUUUACCAUUGAGUCUGAUAUAACUUACAACUGUAUCAAUGAAACAAUCUGGAUCUAAGCCACCCUGCAAAGAAGGAACCUCUCUGCUCCCUGCUGCUUUUUAUCUCGGGGCUUAACUAGAUGAUUUAUCCUGAGCUGUGGUUACCUAUUUCACCUUGGAAAACUCUAAUUUCACAUUUUCACACACUAGUUGAGGGAAACAAAACAAAUAAGAAAAGGAAGAGGCAAAUUAGUGACCUGCCAGUCUCUAAGUUGGAGUACAUACAUAUGAACACGCUUCUAUUACACUUAACUCUAGAAUCCCCUUUUUCUAGAGAGCAGAGAACACAAGUUUGGAAAGGCAUUGUAAACAUAUGGAAAGGCACAAAAGGAGGAGCGUGCAAGGAAGAAAAAAAGCCUGAACAGCUACAAGAUUUGGGGUAGUAAAACACAGUGGAGACCUAAACAUAAGAACAGAGAGCUUUAACCUAUUGUGCAGGCAGAGAUAUGAAACUUCAGACAUUAAGGCAACAACAGGCCACAGGAACUUCUGUGUACACAGAGCAAGGACUAAUACUGAAACUGCAGUGGAGAAAACAACUAAUUGGCUGAGAUAUGCAAAGCACAGGUGAGUUACCCAUCCAGACAGGAAGAAUGUGAUCGGUCUCCAUGGGAAGGAUAGAACUGUUUCCAUAACAGAGCAAUAAAUUUGCAAUCUCUCAUUCCCUACCUGUUA